Messenger RNA from Anopheles cruzii, 2297 nucleotides. RefSeq lists its product as uncharacterized. The record is from RefSeq and is a predicted model, not a curated record. Gene Ontology annotation, molecular function: nucleic acid binding; exonuclease activity. Lineage: Eukaryota; Metazoa; Arthropoda; Insecta; Diptera; Culicidae. The coding region runs from base 1 to 2214 and encodes 737 amino acids. The transcript is spliced from 2 exons. Gene Ontology annotation, cellular component: nucleus.
AUGUUGCAACAGCCUCCGGCAAGCAGUGUUAGUGUUCCUGCCAGUGAUGCGGUGGUGAAGAGCAAGAAGGAGCUUCGCCAAGAGCGCAAGAAGCGCAAACUGCUCGCUCUGUCCGCCGUGAUGAUGUUGAACGAGCAGCAAGAAGAAGUGGGAAAACGGAACAAAGUUAACCUUGUACCAACAACGGCAAGCGACGAUCGGGCAGACGCUGACGAGGGCAACGGCGGCGGCGAUCAGUUGCGACAGAUUUUGGCGAAAACUCGUACACCAUUCGACCUCCAGACGCCGUGUCCGGCGGGGUCCGAGGAGGCAAAGCGAGUGAAAAGCGCCGAUACGGACGCCACCGAUAAGGAGGUGCUCGAGAGCGAUAAGACACUUUCAAUUGGCGCGCACGACUACCGGACCCUCAAGGCGUACGUAAACCAGAGGAAAACAAUGCGCCACUCGCCACGCAUUGUGCUGCGCCCCGUCGGCGAGGAUGCGCUCUUGGACCGUGAACCGAACGAUUGUCGGAUUCCGCUGCUGCUCGACGACAUCCAGGCGUUGCUGAUGCAAACGUUGCUCCGCACCGAUUACCUAACGCAGCCGCGUUGGGCUACGGUCCAGAAGUCCCUUCGGGUUACCCACACGGCGGUGCUGAUCGUGGAGGGUUUCUCGUGCGCCGAUUACGUGUCACUGCGCGAACAUAUGGUGGACGGUGCGCAAACGAUCUUUGACGCCCAGCCGGUGCUGCAGGUCGUUUGUCCGACGUCGAGGAUCGUGGACGAAGUGGCGUGCGUGCCGCUGAGUGAUACCCACAAGGACAUUCUCGUGGCCGAGUAUGGUUCCCUCGAGGCGGCCAUGCAAACCUGUAAGGACCACAUGCUGAUCCGGAAGAGCGUGUUCCCGAACAUAGCCUCGCCGGUUCUCGGGCCGGGUGGUGCCGAUUACAGUAACCUGAAGUUGCCUGCGGGCGAUCGGUUUCCGCGCACGCUGUUACUUCUCUCCCCGAUACAAAUGAUCAACGAAGGGUUUCCGCUGCCACUGACCGGAACUCUGCAGAACGUGUACAAGGACUACGUGACGACGAGCGUUGUCUACAAACCGGUCCAUCCGCAGUCGCCCAUGUUCGGAGUGGACUGUGAGAUGUGCGGGACGGAUGACGGUAGCUCUGUGCUGACGCGCAUCUCGAUCGUCGACGAAACGGGCACCGUGUUGUACGAUAAGUUGGUGAAACCGCGCAAACGGAUCGUCGACUACCGGACCCGCUUUUCGGGCAUCACCGAGCAAAUGCUGCACUCCGUGACGCAGCGACUCGAAGACGUGCAGCGCGAUCUGCGAGCUCUGCUGCCGCCGGAUGCCAUUCUCGUGGGCCAUUCAUUGAACAGCGAUCUCGAUGCGAUGCAAAUGAUACAUCCGUACGUGAUCGACACGAGCAUCGUGUACAAUUUGUCCGGCAACCCGAACCACAAAUCGAAGCUUCAACUGCUAGCGAAAGUAUUCCUUAAGAAAAGUAUUCAAUGUGACACUGCGGGGCACAAUCCGGUCGAAGACUGCAGCGCCUGCAUGGAUCUGGUAAAGGCAAAACUGUCCCAAAGCCUGUACUGGGGUGACCGCUGGUUGCAGGACCGUCAGCACUACCACAGCAUCACGCAGUCUUCGUCCACCGGCAGCAAAGUGGGCAUUGCCAAUCCCGAACAGUUUGAAGGGAUGGUACAGAAGCAGCCACAGCAACCACAGCAGCAGCAGCAGCAGCAGCAGCAGCGGCAGGAACCAGAGUCGGAACUGCAGAAGCAAAUCACCUCGACGCUGUUUGCGCAUGCGAAAAAGCGCAACAAGCGAUCGACGAUCGUUACCAACAGUGGCGAGCUGAAGCACUUCGAGGCCUACUUUGGGGUUGCGCUACAAAACGGGGUUGCUGCGUCGGCCGCUACCACCAAACAGCAACAGCUGUCAUUCAUUCGAGAGGACACCGGUGAUAAAACGGUCAACAAGUUGGCCGCCGAUUGUUUGCAGUACGAUUUUAACCUCGGAUACGUUAAACUUCCGGAAAAGGCGGACGGCGCUAAUAAAAUCGGUACGGCAAAGCAGAUCGACGGGUGGAUUCGCACACUGUACGACGCACUGUCUCUCAACGGGUUGCUGAUGGUGGUACUGGUGGGACACGAGCCCACUGGAAUAGACGCGCCUACACACCGCAUGGCGGUGGCCAUGGUGAAAACGAAAGUACAUUAAUGGGGGUGGGAAUAACCGCCGAGGCACCAAAAUCUGAACCUACGCUACGUUUAAGAAGUGAAUGAUGAAAUAAAGACACGAAG